Molecule: messenger RNA, 6512 nt
Organism: Bombyx mori (domestic silkworm)
Lineage: Eukaryota; Metazoa; Arthropoda; Insecta; Lepidoptera; Bombycidae
Gene: conv
Product: insulin-like growth factor-binding protein complex acid labile subunit
Exons: 19
Coding region: 183-3536 (1117 amino acids)
Cellular component (GO): extracellular matrix
Molecular function (GO): protein binding
Source: RefSeq, a predicted model, not a curated record
UUUUUCUUCAGUUGCGUGUUGACCAUGAGGGGGGUAAUGCAGUUUUUCUAAAAUAAUAACAAAACUACGUACUUCUAACGUGAUUAUUAUGAUAGAAACGUAAAUAACUUCAUUAACUGCACGAAUUGCCUGUUACAACGAUUUACUGGCUUUUAUUGGCGGAUUACAAUACUCCUCGCAAAAUGGUCUACACAAUUGUAUUUUUUGUAUUAGCAACACUGCCACUUUUGAAUUCAGAAUACAUUCCACCCGGUCCUGCAUAUUCAUGCCCGAAGGAGACAACAUUAUUGUAUCCCUGUAUUUGUGAGAAAGGAACAGAUUCAGGGCUGUAUAUACGUUGUGAAAAUGCAGGUUUGGCUCUUAUCAGUGUGGGAAUUGGCAACAUAGCUGGUAUGGGGUUGCCAAUAGAGAGACUGUUGCUGAAGGAAUGCAAAUUUACAAACCUCUUUGGUUCAUUACUCCAUAGAUCGACUGUACGUAUCUUGGAGAUAGUGGACACACCUAUUACGAGCAUUGAAGAGUACGCUUUUGCUGGUGUAAACAGAACAUUGCAGGAGAUAUACUUGACAAAUACCAAGCUUGUCGAUUUUCCUAAGGAGGCUUUUAAGAUCUUGGGCAACCUUUCAGUAUUGUCUAUUGAUGGACACCAAAUGACUAAAUUGAGUAAGGACAUGUUCGCAGGCAGUGAAGCUGUGGGAAAACUGGAGAGAUUACACCUUGUUAACGGCUUAAUAUCUGAUAUACCCAUAGAAGCAUUUCAGAACCUGCGUAAGUUAAAAAAGUUAGAUCUGCACGGAAACAGGCUUGUGUCCUUGAAGAAGAAUCAGUUCAAGGGACUCCGGGACACCGAUGUCUUGGAUCUGAGUCACAACAAUAUCACGAGGCUGGACGGCACUCACAUCGGGGACCUGACCAAGUUGGGCUGGUGCAACGUCAGCCACAACGACAUCAAGGAAAUACCCCGGGGGAUGUUCGCGAGGAACAAUCUACUGAAAGUCCUGCAUUUGGAUAAUAAUAAAUUGAAGAAAUUGGACACGAAUAGUUUCCGAGGAAUGAGGUUUCUGAGGCGUUUAUUCCUUCAAGACAAUCAGAUCUCGGAUAUAGGCAGGGGGACCUUCUCGGCCGUGACCAGAAUAGGCACCGUGGACCUGGCGAGGAAUAAAAUCAAGAAAGUCGACUAUCAAAUGUUUCAAUCGGUCAAAUUUGCUGACACGAUAAACUUGGCGGAGAACGAGAUAACCGUGAUCGAAGCCCAGGCUUUCACGGACCUGUAUCUGGCGACGGUGAACGUCUCCCACAACCAGCUCUCCAAGAUCGAACCGAAGGCCUUCCAGAACUGCAACAACCUGACCGUGCUGGACUUGCGCUACAACAACCUGACGGUCAUCGAUAGGAGCGCCUUCGACGAGAACACAUACGCGUAUGAAUUGAAUGUCGCCCACAACCACAUCACGGAUUUCAGUCAGAUCCCCAUACAGAACAUGACGGGCAUAAGGAUCUUGAAUGCGACCUUCAACCAGAUCACCGGGAUACCGAAAGCGGCGUUUCCCAAACUGUACGAGCUCCACACCGUCGAUCUGUCACACAACAACAUCAGCGACAUCUUCAAUGCGGUUUUCCAGAACCUGUUCUCCUUGAGAUUCGUGAAUCUGAGCCACAACAGCUUGGAGCGCAUAAAACCCGCCAUGUUCGGCACCCUACCCACCGUCUUGGAGCUGGAUCUGUCGCACAACCUGCUGAGUGACGUGUCGAGGGGCGGGCUCGCCAAGCUGGCCAGCUGCCGCCUCCUGGACAUGAGCCACAAUCAACUGGAGAAGAUAUUCCAGAUACCCAUCAGUCUGGGCGAAUUGAACGUAGCGCAUAACAAUCUGAGAGAGAUAAAAUCGAACACGUGGCCUUCGAUGAACGCUCUGCUGCGUCUCAACCUGUCGGCCAACAUGCUCGGCGACAUGCUCGCCAGCGACAGCUUCUCCAGUCUGCUGACCUUGCAGACUCUGGACUUAUCAUCGAACGGGCUCACCAGACCGCCGUGGGAGGCCCUGAGCAGUCUGACGAGCUUACAGUAUUUAUAUAUGCAGGAUAACAAUCUGACGUCACUAAGCAAGUCGUCAUUUGGAAACCUGCCCACGCUAUUCGCGCUGGACCUGUCGCGCAACGCCAUAGCUUCUGUGGAGCGCCGCGCUUUCAAUGGCCUGCAGCAGCUACUGGACCUCAGGCUGUCAGGGAAUCAACUGGAGCACGUCCCCAACGAGGCUUUUAAGGGCCUGGUAGCGCUCAGGAAGCUCGACCUGUCUCACAACUUACUGGAGAAGAUCGACAACAAAACGAACGGACUUCUGGAUGACUGUCUGUCCUUGGAGACGGUCAACUUGAGUCACAACAACAUCGGCUUCCUAACGAAGAAGAUGUUCCCGGCGAGCCCCUGGAUCCCGUACAGACUGUCGGAGAUCGACCUGAGUCACAACUCGCUGGCGGUCGUCACGCACGACAUAACGGUGGGCGCGGGGCGCGUGCGGAGGCUGAGUCUGGCCGGCAAUUACAUCAACGACAUCAGGAACAAUGUCCUGGGCAACCUGACCUCGCUGGAGACCUUGGACCUUUCGCGGAACAACCUCAAGGACUUAGUGUCUAAAACAUCGGAAAUGAAAUUCUCUUUCCCCGGGAACAUAACAGAGCUGUAUCUGAAUGACAACGAGCUGGAGGAUCUCCCGAUCAAGGAGCUGAUGAAGGCUGACAAACUGACGGUGCUGGACGUCAGGGGCAACCGGUUAACCAGCUUCGACCCCCGCCUGGUCGCGAGGGUCCGAGACCGGGGCUUGCAGGUCUACUUUGAAGGCAACACUUUGUUAUGCGACUGCUUCGUUCGGCCCCUGAAGCAUUACUUAAACAAACUGUCCCAGACGUACUUGCGCGGCGACGCUAAGUACUCAAACGUGAGCUGCGCUGAGCCUCCGAGCUUGGAGAACGUGAGCAUAUUGGACGUGGACGAGGAGAGGCUGCUGUGCGCUGGCAACAUUGAGACCGACGAGAAGAUAAAAGAAUAUGGCAACACCGCGGACGAGUCAUUCAAUUUCAUAACGGAACCAGACUUGGCCUUCAGGGACAUACAGUAUUCCCAGGAGGCGAUCUACGUGCACUGGUACGUGAGGUCGGCGGGGGAUGUAGCCGACACGCAGCUAUACGUGCGGGGGCAGGGGGGGGACGUGCUGCACGCCGCGCGCGCCCCCUACACCGCGCGCUCCUACACCGUCCCCCUGGACGCGGGGGUGCGAGGGGCGUUGGGGGGAGGCGGCGCGCUGUGCGUGCAAGCCGUGACGUCAGCGGGCGCGCCCCGACGCUGGUACCCCUCGCAGUGCCAACCAAUAAACGGGCGUCUCCACCUAUGGCCCAAGACGCUAAACGUGGAUAAGCGGAGACUGUCCCGGCCCAGGGGACGCGCCACUAGCAGUGUCCUGGGACUCGUCAGCGACUCUAUCCUGAUCACGCUGUGCAUAUUCCUGGGGGUCUGUCUGAAGAUAACCGACGUUGAGCUAUGAGACCGGGACUACUCCCACGGCUGAACCUCGUGUUUGCGUCUGACUUCAAUAAUGGAGGUUAUCAAUUCGACUGUAUUUAUUGUGACGUGUCUCAAAUCUUUUUUCUAGGUGAAGAAAGGAUUUUUUGUUGUUUUUAUUAAUUUAUUUGAUGGUCUCUCGCGUGGUUCCUAAUGCUAUCCAAGAUUCGACCGGCGAUCCGAAGAUCGCCCUCAAUAAUACAAAUCCAACUGAUUUCGAUGACUAUGACGAUUUUCUAAUUUAAUUUCGGCUAAAGAGUGCUGCUAUUCGUUGAUUUUUUAUUUUUUUUAUUUUAUGACCUGGUAACUAAGACCUUUAAGUCAAGUCUUAUUUUAAUUUUAAUUAUAACUUUUUUAUAUGAAAUAUGAUAUUAUGAAAUGAUUUUUUUUUAUUGCCCAUGUCGGCAGACGAGCAUACAGCCCACAUGAUGGUGAGUGGUUACCGUCGCCCAUGGGCUUCAGCAAUGCCAGGUGCAGAGCCAAGCCGCUGCCUACCGCUUAAUACUCUCCACAAGCCGCGUUUGAAGAAGGACAUGUCAUAGCGCUCGGGAACCACCAUGGUGGGGAGCUCAUUCCAUAGCCGGAAAUGAAUUUGAUUAUUAUGAAACAUGGCAUGAAAUGAAAUGAAAACGAAACGAAAUGAGAUGAUAUGGGGUGAAGUAUAAUUUCAGUGAAAUUGUGGUCAUUUACUGAGACUUUUUCAAUGGACUUUUUGGAGGAUCCCGAGAAGUUACGUCCAGCAGCGUUUGUUUCAUUUUGCCACAUUUGUGUACUUUCACAGAUAUUAAACAGUUAAUAAACCACCGUUAUUACACAUUUAAACCUGAAGAAACACUAAUUAGACAAAAUAACACAAAAUCACACAACUUCACUCCUCGCGUUCCAGCCAAAAAGUCCGUCUCUCAAUACUAGUCCGUGACAUCUGUUCACGACUCAACCUAACCUAAUAUAUUCCAAGAACCUGGAGAUCAGUAAUACGGGUCUUUGAACCUAGUACAGACUUCAGCACAGCAACAAAAUCACACAACUACACUCCUCGCGUUCCCGCCAAAAAGUCCGCUGUUCGUCGAAAAAUGAAAAUUGUAACUACCCUCAAAAAAAAUUUUUUCUUUUGAAAUUUCGACUUGAUGUCCCAAUUCUUAAAAUUGACGUACGCGAGAUCAAACCUUACAAUUCGUUGUAGUUUCAAGAGUCCGAUGGCUUGUCGAGCGUCCGGGGCCUUACCGGCAAGUCGGACGUAGUCAGGCGAAUGAUGUCGGUAAAUGGAGCACAUUCCAAAAAAAUAUUGAAUAUGACACAAUACACGAUUUGUUUCUUGCUAUAGGAAAAUUCAACAAAAUUACCUUUUGGUGUUGCCCGUUGACACUGUCAAUAGCCGGCACCCAGAAUCGUGCGUACCGAAAAAACACAUGUAAACAAUGAUUGUCUCCAAUAUGCGAUUUAUCUUUCAAGAAAUAUUGAGGUGAAUGAAAUACCUUCACGCUAUGUAGUAUGUAGUAGUGCAGACAGUGUGAUAAAAAUAAAAAGUAUUUUAUUAUUUAAACGUAUGUAUGUACAACAUAUAGACAGGGGAAGGGUUCUUUGGUUAAAGCGACAUUUUAGUAAUUUUACAGGAGAGAGUCAUUAAAAGUUUGAAAUUUGAAAAAAAUAUCUUAACCAAAAAAAAAUUAGUCAGCUAUUUUCAAUGGAGUUAAUUUAAUUGAAGUUCAAUUAAAAAUGUCGAACUAUUGAUGUUAAUCUAGACUAAUAUUAUAAAGAGGAAAGAUUUGUUUGUAUGUUUGUAUUGAAUAGGCUCCGAAACUACUGAACCGAUUUGAAAAAUUCUUUCACUGUUUGGAAGCUACACUAUUCCCGGGUACAUAGGCUAUAACUUUUUUGAAAAAAAAUUAGGUAUCCUUACUAAAACUCCACUAAUGUAACCCAAGGUGUAAAAAAAUCACCUAAAAUAUUCUUUACAUCGCGUGCCCUGCGAAAACUAUUCAUGAUAGAAUAAAAUAAUGUACUACGACUUUGUAGAACACAUUAUUGGUUACAAAAAGUGUCGCGACAGCAUAUGUCUGACUAUUAUAGUUAUGCCGCAAUAAGUGUUCUUUUAUUUAAAAAACUAAAACAACGUCAAAUAUCGUUGAAAUUUUUGUUAAAGACCCGAGCGGAGCCGGAGCGGACCGCUAGUAUCAAAUAAAACGCACCUCUAAUUAUAAAGACUAGUGGUCGCCCGGUAGUCGAAAUUCGACUAUAAUUCAUUGAAAUUAUAAGUUUGUACAAUAUUAAGAAUCUAUUUUCAAAAACUAUUAUACUUUUUAUAAUCACAAAUUUCGCCAAGACUACAACUAUAGAAAAAUAUUAAUAAAGACAAACAAUAUUAUAAUCUAUUCUCAAUUUGACAACAGACGUCAAGAACAAAAGUUUGACAAUAAAUAGUAUGCAUGCGUGUUGCGUCAAAUACAUGGUAUGUAGUGUGUGUAAUGUUUUCUUUAUUGUAUUAAUGUAUCUUUUAAGCAAUAUCUUAAAAAAAAUAUUAGCAUUGUGCACUUCUCUAUAUUCUCUAUAAGUGUGGAAAAUUUCAUACUCCUCCGUCCGCGCAAUUUUCGUAAAAAGGGAUACAAAGUUUUUGCUUCACGUAUUAAUAUAUAGAUAAAUGUCGCGUGUUAAGCGAAAUGUCGCUUAUACCAAAUAACCUUACACUCCUCGAUAUAAAUGUUGCUAGACUAAAAAAAGCACAAGUUUGAAGCUUUAAUCUUUUGUUUUUGAAAUUAUUACUCUAAGUAUGUCCUUUCUGUGAUCGUUCCGCUCAAAUUAUUCCAACGAAUAUUUUGUUUGUAAAUUUUUUUUUUUUAUAUACAAAUAUAUAAUAAUAAUAUGUAAAAUAUGUGUUAAAUGAAACUAAGCCGUCCAUUUUGUAUUUUUUAUUUUGUAUUAAUUAAAAAAAUGAAAUAUAUUACCUUAUACACUUAAUAAA